This is a messenger RNA of Oppiella nova, 1746 nucleotides long. Lineage: Eukaryota; Metazoa; Arthropoda; Arachnida; Sarcoptiformes; Oppiidae. The record is from the annotation of a GenBank genome assembly.
AGGCGCAAGAAUUCCAGUGAAUUCGAUGAGGAAUCAGAUUCUGGCAAUAAAUACUUAGAGAAUUCAAAAGCGGAUCCAUUAAGAGGUGGUGUGGAUGACGAGGACAGCAGUGAUGGGGGUUUCAAACAGCGGAUCCAAACCUCGCAUCCCAUCACCAAAACUGUUAAGCAAAUCGAGAAGACCUACACAACGAGUGGUUUUCCCGCUAAUGACAUACAGACGCGUCAAUCGUGGAAAUAUCAUCAAAAGCCGCCGGCGCUCAAUAGGACGGGCAGUAGCUUUGACAGCAGUGACCACACAUAUGAGCCACAAAUGAUGGCAUUGCCUUUGAAAAGGCCGACUCGGCUCUACUUUAUUGAUAAUAUGGAAACGUCUGAAUUGAACGCACAGACAGAGACGAGUCACAGCGUGGACGAGCUUAAUGACAACGGAUGGAAAGGGAUGUCGUGUCAGUCUAUGUCCAAAACUCCGGACAAUGUGGACGAUAAUAGCCGGAACAAAAAGCACGUCACCUUUGCCACCACCCAUUUGGUGCGAUCGGCCACUGUUGGCGGCAUUAAUAACAUCCAUAUAUCCAGUGGCGGACCCUCACAACAGCCUCGCAUAGGCGAGAGAUUGGUCAACGGCUCACUACUCAUGCGAAAGACCGAUUCAAUCGAUUCCUUCGAUCAGAGGUCGACCGCAUCGACCGCCCGACUGGUGACUGACUUCCUGCCCCUCUAUCGGGCGGCUAUGCGUAGGGCUGUCAUGAAAACCCAGGCCACACAGACUGACACUACCAGUGCCGCCAAAAGGGCGUCCACAGCCGGCAAAUCAAGUCGACGCUCAAUACCGGCUUACCUGACACUCUCUCCGAGAACGUCGAGACCCGGCUCUCAAUCGGGAGAUGGGUUUCCCGAAGACUUUUACGGCGACAGCGAUGAUGACGAUGACGAGGACCAGGAGGAAGACGCUCAGCAGAUAUCUCUCAAAGAUAAUAAAAGGACGCGAAGAGUCCAGAGGGCGAGGACUUCGGACCCGAAGUGUAAAUCAAAGUCACGACGAAAACAGCGAUCAGUGAAGACGUCACCCAAACAACAGACGGUCGACAGCGGCGCCGACAGUCAGGCAGUGGCCGAUGAGUCGGGUUUCCAGAGACUGGACUCCUAUGAGAGUCACAGCGAGUCGUCGAGAAUCGAGACAAUGAUCCGGAGGGAGGACUUGGGCUCGAAGUCGUCCACAGAUUCGUCGACUAAUCAAUUAAAGAGCGAAUCGGAGCUGACGUCCACCUCAACGACCACUACCAACGACUCGAGCUAUCGGUCCAUUAGAUCCCUGGGCUCCUCAUCGACGGCUACUGUCGUCUCAGAGUUGAUGAACGACUUGUCGCUCGUCGCUAACGAAGACAAACAGCCAUUGAUUGAUGAGAUUAGCGACGACUUCAACACUGAUGUGACGAAACGGCCGCUAAUUAUAGACCCAAAGAAGGCGACGUUGAAGGCUACCGGCGCUGACAGUAGCUUCACAUCACCCGAUAGUGACAACUAUAGCUUCAAUGCUGCCGAUCAUAAGGCAUGUGCGACAACUCAAGGCUCCAGUUCCCCACCGGUGGACGCCGUGGACAGCGGCGGCAGCUCUGUGUACGUGUCGGCCAACGACGCGUCCCCUCAGAUAGAAAAGGACAGACAGUCCGGACAGACCACGUCCUACGAGACGGCCUCCUCUCAGGGCAGUCGAUACAGUUCUCCCCCAUCUGUCGGACACCAG